Messenger RNA from Aspergillus piperis CBS 112811, 601 nucleotides. RefSeq lists its product as uncharacterized. Lineage: Eukaryota; Fungi; Ascomycota; Eurotiomycetes; Eurotiales; Aspergillaceae. Bases 319 to 552 code for a protein of 77 amino acids. The record is from RefSeq and is a predicted model, not a curated record. The transcript has 2 exons.
CCUCUCUCAGACAUCCCAGGGGGGGGGGUGAGGGUCUUCCCUUUCAUACAUACCUUUACCACCACGCGCUUCUAUUUUGGCGAACCUCGUCUUUCCCACGCGGCUUUCUGGUCGUUGGAUCAUUCCCCGCAUCCUUUUCUGCUUCUUCCCCUUAUUCAUCACGGGCUAGAGCCACUACCUAAUCGGGCAAUGCUAAUUCUUAGGGGAAGCGGGCGAAUGCCCAAUCGCUCGUUAUUCUAUUGAAGCCUUAGACUACUACGGUUUUUCUUAGCAAACACAUACUCACGAAGCCAGCAUACGCUGCUUUACCGGACAAACAUGCAUGGAGUAAUAGCUCCCUGCUGUAUUCCUCCCUUUUCUAGCGAAGAGCAGUCACUCCAUCUGCUUGACCUAACAGGUAAAGAUGUACAGCGCCAUAUCUCUUUUCAUCGAUUGUCGACCAACGCACUGGGCGGAGAAAUCUCUGCAGCGAUGAAGGGAAUCCUUAGCGAAUGUGUCUUACGAUUUUACAAAUAUUCCAUUUACCCUGACCAAUGCACCAACUGUGGAUAAUUUUCGCUUCAAUAAUAGAUAGGGAGCCAAGAACCCUUUCUCCAACGCU